AUGUGUGCAUGUUGGAUUGCAUCUUGUGCAGCCUCCACCAAGCCGGGAUCCUCCGUAUUGACAUCUGAAUCAGCUGGCGGAGUUGUUUUCUCCAGCAUGGAGUCUCUGUUGGCUCUCAGUUCCAUCCUAGUGGUAGAGCUAGUCCUUGCACCUUACGAGGCAGCCAUUCACAAGACAAGCCGCUGUUGGGACGGCAUACACGUGUGUGCCAUCCAAUCUCUCGACGAUGCCAACCCCAACAUGCUGGACUCGUACUCCGUGUGGGGUACUUCCUUUUUUUGGGAGCCUACCGCUUCAAGCAAGAAUAUUCACACUCGACCCUUUUCUAGCCGUGAUGCAUGCCAAUUGGAUACUCACGAUGGUCGCUUUGCGGGGCUGAACUGGAAAGACGACCAAGGCGGCGACUACAAUGCGAUCGACUCACACACCAGCCGCUUUUUCUCCUACUCGGCGACGAAUAGAAUGCCCGAGACGCUCGCUUCUUAG
Messenger RNA from Trichoderma virens Gv29-8, 486 nucleotides. RefSeq lists its product as uncharacterized. The transcript is spliced from 4 exons. Bases 1 to 486 code for a protein of 161 amino acids. The record is from RefSeq and is a predicted model, not a curated record. Lineage: Eukaryota; Fungi; Ascomycota; Sordariomycetes; Hypocreales; Hypocreaceae.